AAGCGACACGUGGGAACGCCGCCCGCCCAAGUCGCCUUCGAGACGGCCGAGCACAAACACGCGAGCUAACCAAAAUGUAAACGGUGUUGUGAAAAACUGUGAAUACUAAAAAAUACCUUAUACACAUAAUAAUUCGGUUCUAAAUCAAUUGCAAUGUUAUUGUAUACCUGUUAUCGUAGUGGCCUUGCACAGUAUCGUAAUCGGUGAAAGCUUAAUAUUAUUUACGGCUCUUUUUGAUGUAUUUAUUUAUAAAUUCUCUUUGAAAUUAUUCAUCGUAACUUCGUGCCUUAUUGGAUGUGUGUAAGCUGUAGUGCGUGAGUCAUUGCUUGAAAAUGCAAUGUCAAAAGUUCCUGGUUUUAAUUACUGUGCUGAUAAUAGUUGAACCCAUAGCCGCAUUGAGAGCUGAUAUCGUGAAGGAAUGGGCCCGAACACUGGGAGAUGAAAUUUGGCGCUUAAGUGAAUCUCUCACUAAAUCGGAUGAAAUCAGAAUUAAAUACAAGCAAAUGAAUGCCAGUGUAAAGAAAAAAGAUGGAAAACAAAUUCUGGAAUCGUCCCUGAGGUCUGUUAGCACAAUGUUGACGCGAAAAAUCAAUGCUGUGAAGUGCAUUCAUGCAACGGCAGAGAGACUCGCAGCUGAGUUUAAUUUUACUGAAGUGAAGAACACCAACUUCGAGUAUUGUUCCGCGAAAUAUUCCGACUUUUACUACGAGGAUGGAUCCCAGUUGGAACGCGAUGAGGACGAUGUACCGAAAUUUGCGCGGAAUAAUUCCAACUAUAUGGAGGUGUCGCUCGAAAAAGAUUCGCAUUUCUACGAUAUAAGUGUGAACACAAAUAUGAGCUGUAUUCAUGUGCCGACAAAUAUAUAUUACGAAGAGGAAGAUGCUUUAAGUGCUAUUUUAUGGUCAAAGGGACUGAACGAAGUAUUCAUAAAGAACUACAAUUCUGACCCAUCGUUAGUGUGGCAAUACUUCGGAAGUUCGCAUGGCAUACUUCGAUUUUAUCCUGGCAUGCCAUGGAAUAUGAAAGAAGUUGAUACGUACGAUUGCAGAGUCAAAUCCUGGUAUAUAGAAGCUGCCACUUGUUCCAAAGACGUGAUUAUCUUAUUCGAUGUAUCAGGUUCGAUGACUGGCUUCAAGAACUACGUGGCAAGAAGGACACUGGGUUCAUUGCUGGCAACAUUGUCUAACAACGAUUACGUUAACGUAUUCACCUUCAAAGCAAACACCUCGGAAGUAAUCCAAUGCUUUCAGAAUUUGGUACAGGCAACCCCAGAAAAUAUUCUUACUAUUAUAAAUAAACUUGAACCGACGGAUAAAGGCAAGAAACAUAAAAUACCACUGGAAGGUAAUGCCAACUUAACUGAAGCCUACAUUAAGGCUUUCACAACCCUCAAACACAGGCGAAAUCGUUGCAACGUCAGCAGCACGCAAGGAUGUAACCAGCUAGUAAUGGUGAUCACGGAUUACGUGCCGGGAAACCUGACGGAGGUGUUUGAGGAGUACAACAGGGAGGUGAUCGGAGACAAGACGUUGAUACCUGUGAGGGUGUUCACAUACCUCAUUGGGAAAGAGGUCACAAAUGUACGCGAGAUACAGUGGAUGGCUUGCUUGAACCGAGGUUACUUCGUCCACAUCCAUUCUGUGGAGGAGGUGCAGCAGCAGGUGUUGAAGUACAUCAACGUGAUAGCCCGUCCUAUGAUCCUGGCAGGGGAGGAACCAACCCCCACCUGGACUCACGCCAACAUCGACUACACAAGGACUAAAGAUUGGGGCGUAAGCGGUGAUUUAUUAAAACCUGAUGAGGAUAAAUUGGUGACAUCAGUGGCUAUUCCUGCAUUCGACUACAAGUAUAAUGAGAACAACAAUGACGCCAGACUGUUGGGUGUGGCCGGAACUGAUGUCCCGAUAGACAGCAUCGCGAAACUUGCACAACCACAUCAGCUUGGCGUGAAUGGUUACUCGUUCAUAGUGAGUAACAACGGCUACCUGCUUUUACAUCCGCUUCUAAUUACAACUAUAAACGGAAAGUUGCAAGAUAACUACAAUAGCGUAGAUUUCGUAGAAGUGGAACAAGUAGACGAUGGCAAAGGGCCCCGGGAGCUCGGCGACAAGAUUAAGAAGUUGAGAGUGAGUCUUGUCAAUGGCGUUGACGGCAAUAUGACUGCUGUGGAGGUGCUCUUUCAUUACGACAAUAUGAGGAGAAUAGCACGAGUGAAACAUGACUAUUUCUACAAUAAAUUAGAAGGUACCCCUUUUUCUAUGGGCAUUUCUCUACCCAUGGGCUAUGGUGACACAGAGCUUAUGUUGAAAGAUAAUCCCUUGGAAGCCAAGCAGGGCCAGGCGCUAGUGGGGGUGAACGUUACCAGUUACUUCAACUUUACGUACCGAGUACAUCCUGAUUGGGUUUACUGCAAGUAUCAUUACUUAGAAGGGCAUGAGUCGGAAAACGCAGAGGUGGAAAUAUUCAAGUUUCUUGUAAACCUUUCGAAGAAUCAAAUUGAUAUUACCAAGAAACAGUACGGUGAAGAGGCCCAGGACGCUCUGUUUAGUGUUGAGACACACUGUGGUACCACACCACUGGGUAAAGAUGACUAUUACUGUAACGAGGACUUAGUCAAACAGCUCGUGUUCGAUGCAAAACUUUCCACACCUUACUUCAGGCACUGGGAAGCGUCUGAAGAAGAGCAGGAGUUGGCGCGGAAGUAUAAUGUCAGUGUAAGGUUUAUAGCGACAUCUAGCGGACUCACUCGCUGGCAUUAUAUAUUCGAUGAUGAAAAAAAUGAAAAGGUCAAUGAAUUUGGGUUUAGAGAAAAGGAGUUUGAUGGAAAGGUUUUCGGUGACUUACACUACAACACGAUCGAAGAAACGUGGUAUAAGGCGGCAGUACUCCAGCACAUGAUAAGUAAAGAGUCGCUUGUGAUCGCUACCCCACUACCGAUACUGGACAAGACCAUAGCCAACCGCCCGUCGGUGUGGGACGAGGAAGGAGACAUAACCCUCACCGCCAGCUAUGCGAUAUUCUACAAAGACGGCAAUUCUGAAACCCCUGCUGCCGUUGUUGGCUUUCAGUUCGUGUAUUCUAAUUUCUUUGAAGUCUUCCAGGAUAUCACUAAUAAAGCGGGUAAUGGCCUGACUUGCGAAAAAGAUGGCAACUAUGACUGCUACGUCAUCGAUAGUUCCGGCUACGUGGUAAUUCUGGAGGAGGAGUCAGAUGACAACUCUGUGGGAGACUUCUUCGGUCAGAUCCAACCGCAUGUGCUGCAAUCCUUUAUUGACAAGCGGAUAUUCGAGUACGUAGAAGUGUUCAACUACCAGGCGCUUUGCCCACUGUCUGUGCUGAGUGCUCAGAAUAGUGCGUAUUCGUUCACUACGAUCUAUAGUCUGUUGACAAAUUUAAUCAAGUGGUUGUUAGCUGAUGCCUUCUUGCUUAUGUUUAACUUUGCUAAUAUGCACUCGUAUGCCUCAACUAUAGAAACUUUUGUUGGUGAUAGUUACGAAACGACCACAAAUUACCCUGACACGACACCCUUGCCGACUGAGAAUGAGAAUGACACGCAGAAAGCAAAAGAAGAUGAACAGAAUCCAUUCUUCUCUUGCGACCACAGCAUCAAGCUUUACAUACUCAACCAGUCUUACUUCUUAGACUCAAUGGUGCUAGCUCCCGUGGUUUCUGAGGAGGAAGCAGGCGAAUGCCAUCCCCCGUACUGGGCGACUUUAGUACCAAAGACAAAUUUACUUCUAGUGGUUGUGGAACGUGGGCCGUUUUUGUAUGACAAGAAUUGUACGAUACCUCCAGAUACAACCCCGAUUCCGACCAGUGAAUCGACUCAAAGUCGGGAUCCUUGUCAUAAGCUGGACUUGGGGAAGCUAACUCGUCGACGAUUGGAAGGGUGCUAUACAUAUCAUGACAAUGAGAAAAAUAUAAAAGCCUGCGGAUUGGGAAGUCUUUCAAAACCGAACACACUCAUCCUCCUUAUUGCCUCGUUAGUUUUAUUGACAUUGAAAUUAACGUGAUAAAAACAUCGACUAUUAAAAUUAUAUUUAUUUCACAAUAAACAUGUUGCUAUAAAA
Leptidea sinapis is the source of this 4070-nucleotide messenger RNA. It is a transcript of the gene Ca-Ma2d, whose product is annotated as voltage-dependent calcium channel subunit alpha-2/delta-3. Bases 333 to 4013 code for a protein of 1226 amino acids. The transcript has 19 exons. Gene Ontology annotation, molecular function: voltage-gated calcium channel activity. Lineage: Eukaryota; Metazoa; Arthropoda; Insecta; Lepidoptera; Pieridae. The record is from RefSeq and is a predicted model, not a curated record. Gene Ontology annotation, cellular component: voltage-gated calcium channel complex.